Dendroctonus ponderosae (mountain pine beetle) is the source of this 742-nucleotide messenger RNA. RefSeq lists its product as uncharacterized. The record is from RefSeq and is a predicted model, not a curated record. NCBI's taxonomy places the organism in Eukaryota, Metazoa, Arthropoda, Insecta, Coleoptera, Curculionidae.
UUACAUACGAUGAUUAAUUUUCCAAUGGGGCUCAAUAACGCUUCAAAUAGAAACCAAGUCGCUGGAAGCAAUCAGAGUUUAUCCAGAUCCAAAGUUUAGGUCUAAUUAGGCUGUAUAACGGUCAUUUUGUUGAGCACAUAUAAUAAAUUAUGGAAUAUUUCAUAUAUAGGUACAUAUAAUUAUGUAAUUAUAAUUCAAACUUAACAGUCGCAUUCAAGUGAUUUCUAAUUUCUCUAGAAGCUAAUUCUUUUUUGCAUUUUUAAAGUACAGAGAGUCCUGGGUACAAGGUUUACUCUCUGGCGGUUUGAAUCUACUUGGUAGAUUCAUCUCCCAGCAAUUGUUAUAAACAUUUUGGAUUAAUUUCUUCAAAGUAUUUUUGCCACCUGGUAUCUUACUAAUUACAUAUCACAUUGCCACAUGUUUGUCCAAAUGACAUGUUAUGUCAAAUCAUUUAUUCGAUCGUUCACAUUUGUUGACUUUUUUCCCGAAAGAAAUUGAAUUGUGAAUUUUUUCGGCUUAAAAUGACUUAAAAAUUGUUUGCAUUAUGAGCUUCUAUCACAGUGAAAACGCUACAGAUAAUAUCCCAACUAUUAAGAACAUAGAAGAUUAUGAUGAGCGCUGCGUUGCAGAAAUGGGUUCCCAAAGAGUAGAAAAAAAUGAAGCGGAAUUCCACUUAGCAAACGAGUCGAUCGUAGUGAGUCCCAGAUCGACUCAUAGUGGAGCAUCAUCCAGCGAAGUUUUU